UGCCUUCUUUCUAGCUCCUGUAGAUUUCCCAAGUCUAUUUUUUAGAGAUAGGGGCAAUCCCAAGUCGAAAACGAAAGAAAGGAAAAAUCUUGUGAAGAUAAUGCAAGGGUCUCUGGCAGAGGCAGAAGCAGAGGAUGCAGAAGUAAAACUCCAGCUCCUCUUCAAUGGCGAUUUCUAAAGUCACUCAUUUUCUUCUCACCAUCUUCGUCUUUUGCCAUGUGCUUCUUUCCACUGUGAAAUCAUCUACUUUAGUUCAGGAAAUCAAGCAACAGAGUCAAGAAGAUAAAGAGCCGUUUGUGGGGGUUAACAUUGGGACGGAUGUCUCGAAACUGUUGUCCCCGAAUGAUUUGGUCUCCUUCUUGCAAGUGGAGAAGAUUACCCACAUUCGACUCUAUGAAGCGAACACAGACAUACUCAAAGCAUUGGCGAAAACCAAGAUCCGGGUCAUCAUCGGUAUACCCAAUAACCAGAUUCUUGCAAUCGGGUCAUCAAACGCCACCGCAGCUUCCUGGAUUGGCCGGAACGUUGUCGCUUACUACCCGGAAACCCUCAUCACCGCUGUUGCUGUUGGAGACGAGGUGCUAACCACCGUACCCUCCUCAGCUCCUCUGCUGCUUCCUGCAAUUGAGUCUGUCUACAGUGCUUUGGUAGCUGCAAAUUUGCAUACCCAAAUCAAGAUUUCAACCCCACAUGCUGCUUCUAUAGUUCUAGAUGCGUUUCCUCCUUCUCAAGCUUUUUUCAAUCAGAGUUUGUCUUCAGUUAUGGUACCUUUGCUUCGGUUUUUAUCCAAAACUGGGUCUCCUUUGAUGAUGAAUCUUUAUCCUUAUUAUGUGUUUAUGGAAAAUAAGGGUGUGGUUCCUCUUGAUAAUUCAUUGUUCAAGCCAUUGACGCCAUCUAAAGAAAUGGUUGAUCCUAAUACAUUGUUGCAUUACACUAAUGUGCUUGAUGCCAUGAUUGAUGCUGCUUAUGUUUCUAUGAAGAAUUUGAAUGUGACUGAUGUUGCAGUGCUUGUUACUGAGACUGGAUGGCCUUCAAGGGGCGAUUCUAAAGAGCCUUAUGCUACCAUAGACAAUGCUGAUGCGUAUAAUUCAAAUCUCAUUAGGCAUGUUUUUGACCACAGUGGAACUCCUUUGCACCCGGAACUCACUUCUAGUGUAUACAUAUAUGAGUUGUUCAACGAAGACUUGAGGUCAUCCCCUGUAUCAGAGGCUAAUUGGGGGAUGUUUUAUGGGAAUUCAACACCAGUGUACUUGCUUCAUGUAUCGGGCAGUGGGACUUUUUUGGCAAAUGACACCACAAACCAAACGUAUUGUAUUGCAGUGGAUGGGGUUGAUUCAAAGACAUUGCAGGCAGCCUUGGAUUGGGCUUGUGGUCCGGGGAGGGCAAAUUGCAGUGAGAUUCAAGCUGGAGAGGAUUGUUACCAGCCUAGUAAUGUGAAGAACCACGCAUCUUAUGCAUUUGAUAGCUAUUACCAAAAGGAAGGGAAGGCCCCCGGGUCUUGUGACUUUAAGGGAGUGGCCAUGAUUACCACCACUGACCCAAGUAAGCAUAUCUACUACACUCCACUCCUUAUUACUUGAAUAACUCUAAUUCCUGUUUUACUUUGUCUAUUAUGCAUAUCUAGAUUUGAAUACAGUCACAUAGUUUGGCUAGCAAUACCGAACAGAUUAGUAUUCAACUGCUAAAUUGUGACAGGACUAUUGAUUUGAUUGCUUGGAACAUAGAUGAGGUGACAGGAAACUCAUCAAGUUGGUUUGCUUUAAAAGGGAUUUAAGAAUUGAUAAAAGGAAACAAAUUAAGAUUUUUCUUGCAUGCAAUCAAGAAUGUUGCUCUAAUACAACAUCCAAAAUGGUCCUGGCGUCCUGCCUCCUUUCUUACCCCUCAUUCAAUCAACCAUUUACAAGUAAUCCUAAUGAAGGGGGAAUUUGUUAGAGGACAUAGACAUUAUGCUUAAAGAUUGACAUAGAAUUCAUUAAUCUGACAUUUUGUUUUAAUUGUGGACACACUCGCAGGUCGUGGGAACUGUAUUUUUCCAGGGAGUCAGGAGGUGAGCAACAGGACAAAGGAUGUCGUAAACUCGACCGAAGUAAGUGGUGGAGCUAAGAAGCUGGGAUUGAUCGGAAUAAGUGGAAACACUGUAGCAAUUUGUAUUUUGUUACUCAUUCCUUUUGUGACUCCUUGGUGAAGAAGAUAAUACAAGUUUUUUUUUUUUUUAAAUGUUAGUCUUCGUGAAUGUUGUUGAAAAGGGAGGUGAACAAAGCAUUAGUUCCACUAGGAAAGCAUUGAAAGGGUUAAGUUUGAUACUGGACCCAAGAAUGCAGUUACUUUGUCUAAGAAUUCUUAAGAUUGUCAAAAGUCACGAGCACCGACUAGGUUGUGUCGUGGGGUCUUUGUGUUCGAGAAUCGUGACCGUAAUGGUGGCCCAGCAACACGGAGCUGGAUCUGAAUGUUAGGUGAAAGAAUGACUGUUUUUAUAAAAAAAAUAGUUGUGCAGUAUAUAUAUAUAUUUUUACAAAAGGUCAUGUGCCCAUACAACUCUGCUUUUCACUUGCGUACAAAAAACAGAGCUCCACCCUGCUCUGUUCCAACAAACAACAACACAAUGUACCCUUAAAGCUUCUUCCUUUACAUAUCUUUUCGUCCUCAGAAUUUAUCUCAAUAACCAGAUAUUUGUUCUAAAAGGGUUUUCAUUGUAAAGAGGAAGAAAAAAUGGGGGAUACCCAUCUUCUUGUUCGUCUCAUUGUUGUGAUUCUGGUGCUUGUUUAUGGUGUCAAUGGCGAUAACCCAUAUAGAUUCUUCACUUGGAAAGUCACAUAUGGCGACAUUUACCCUCUUGGGGUUAAGCAACAGGGAAUCUUGAUUAAUGGGCAGUUUCCAGGUCCCCAUAUCGAUGCAAUUACAAAUGAUAACUUGAUAAUUAAUGUUUAUAACUACUUGAGGGAACCCUUCCUUAUCUCUUGGAAUGGGAUACAGCAGAGAAAGAAUUCAUGGCAAGAUGGAGUAUUUGGCACUACCUGUCCAAUCCGGCCGGGGAAGAACUUCACUUAUGUUCUCCAAGUGAAGGAUCAAAUUGGUAGCUAUUUCUAC
Messenger RNA from Rubroshorea leprosula, 3087 nucleotides. Lineage: Eukaryota; Viridiplantae; Streptophyta; Magnoliopsida; Malvales; Dipterocarpaceae. The record is from the annotation of a GenBank genome assembly.